Messenger RNA from Struthio camelus australis, 4568 nucleotides. Lineage: Eukaryota; Metazoa; Chordata; Aves; Struthioniformes; Struthionidae. The record is from RefSeq and is a predicted model, not a curated record.
GAUGUCGUACCUGGAAGCAGUGAUCCUAAGGAAUGCCCUUUGCCUAUCCCUGCUGAUCCUUUCGGUGCCCCUGGUUCGAGAAGUGUCUGCUGAAGCACUCUCCUGUAAAGGACGUUGCUUUGAAACCUUUGAAAGAGGAAGACCGUGCGACUGCGAUGCAGACUGUGAAAGAUACGGCAAAUGCUGUCCAGACUAUGCAGGUCAUUGCAAAGAGGCAGAGGCAACAGAGCCACCACCCAAGACUUCUCCUUCAGGAAACAAAUCAACAUCUAAGCGAUCAUCCAAAAAUGAGGAAGAGCCAAAGAACGUAACACAACCCCCUGAAGUUAUGGAAGAGACAACCCCUGCAGCCAACAAGGCAGCAACGAGCACGACUGAUACGCCAACCACCCCCAAAAAUGAAAAGACUACUCCUGCGGCCACUGAGGCUGAAACAACCACAACAGACCCUCCCACCACCCCUGAAAAGGAAGAGACAACCCCUGCAGCCACUGAGGCAGCCACGACGAAGGCAGACUCUCCCACAGCCCCCAAAAAUGAAGAGACUACCCCUGUAGCAACAGAGACAGAUGCUCCAACCACCCCUGAAAAUGAAGGGACUACUCUCAUGGCCACCGAGGAAGCAACAACUGAGGGAGAACCUCCAACUACACUUGAAAACGAAGAAACUACUGGGGCAACAGAGGAAGUAACAACAGAGGAAGACUCUCCUACUGCCCCUGAAAACGAAGAGACAACCCCUGUAGUCACUGAGGCAGCAAUGACAGAGGCAUAUGCUCCCACCACCCCUAAAAAUGAAGGGACUACUCCUGUGGCAACCGAGGCUGCCACGACCACGACCGAGCCUCCCACCACCCCUGAAAAAGAAGAGACAACUGCUGCAGUCACUGAGGCAGCCACAACGAAGGCAGAUGCUCCCACCACCCCUAAAAAUGAAGGGACUACUCCUGUGGCAACCGAGGCUGCCACGACCACGACCGAGCCUCCCACCACCCCUGAAAAAGAAGAGACAACUGCUGCAGUCACUGAGGCAGCCACAACGAAGGCAGAUGCUCCCACCACCCCUAAAAAUGAAGGGACUACUCCUGUGGCAACCGAGGCUGCCACGACCACGACCGAGCCUCCCACCACCCCUGAAAAAGAAGAGACAACUGCUGCAGUCACUGAGGCAGCCACAACGAAGGCAGAUGCUCCCACCACCCCUAAAAAUGAAGGGACUACUCCUGUGGCAACCGAGGCUGCCACGACCACGACCGAGCCUCCCACCACCCCUGAAAAAGAAGAGACAACUGCUGCAGUCACUGAGGCAGCCACAACGAAGGCAGAUGCUCCCACCACCCCUAAAAAUGAAGGGACUACUCCUGUGGCAACCGAGGCUGCCACGACCACGACCGAGCCUCCCACCACCCCUGAAAAAGAAGAGACAACUGCUGCAGUCACUGAGGCAGCCACAACGAAGGCAGAUGCUCCCACCACCCCUAAAAAUGAAGGGACUACUCCUGUGGCAACCGAGGCUGCCACGACCACGACCGAGCCUCCCACCACCCCUGAAAAAGAAGAGACAACUGCUGCAGUCACUGAGGCAGCCACAACGAAGGCAGAUGCUCCCACCACCCCUAAAAAUGAAGGGACUACUCCUGUGGCAACCGAGGCUGCCACGACCACGACCGAGCCUCCCACCACCCCUGAAAAAGAAGAGACAACUGCUGCAGUCACUGAGGCAGCCACAACGAAGGCAGAUGCUCCCACCACCCCUAAAAAUGAAGGGACUACUCCUGUGGCAACCGAGGCUGCCACGACCACGACCGAGCCUCCCACCACCCCUGAAAAAGAAGAGACAACUGCUGCAGUCACUGAGGCAGCCACAACGAAGGCAGAUGCUCCCACCACCCCUAAAAAUGAAGGGACUACUCCUGUGGCAACCGAGGCUGCCACGACCACGACCGAGCCUCCCACCACCCCUGAAAAAGAAGAGACAACUGCUGCAGUCACUGAGGCAGCCACAACGAAGGCAGAUGCUCCCACCACCCCUAAAAAUGAAGGGACUACUCCUGUGGCAACCGAGGCUGCCACGACCACGACCGAGCCUCCCACCACCCCUGAAAAAGAAGAGACAACUGCUGCAGUCACUGAGGCAGCCACAACGAAGGCAGAUGCUCCCACCACCCCUAAAAAUGAAGGGACUACUCCUGUGGCAACCGAGGCUGCCACGACCACGACCGAGCCUCCCACCACCCCUGAAAAAGAAGAGACAACUGCUGCAGUCACUGAGGCAGCCACAACGAAGGCAGAUGCUCCCACCACCCCUAAAAAUGAAGGGACUACUCCUGUGGCAACCGAGGCUGCCACGACCACGACCGAGCCUCCCACCACCCCUAAAAACAAAGAGACAACCCCUGCAGCUACGACCAGGCCUCUCACCACCCCUAAAAAAGAAAGGACUACUCCUGCAGCCACAACCAAGCCUCCUACCACCCCUAUAAAUGAAGAGACAACCCCUGCAGUCACUGAGGCAGCCACAACGAAGGCAGAUGCUCCCACCACCCCUAAAAAUGAAAGGAUAACCCCUGUGGCCACCGAGGCAGCUACAAAAACUACAACUCUUGCACCAAAAGUAGCAACCACCACAUCUGAAGACGACAGGACUACAGCAGGACAAAAGAAAACGUCAACAACAGCUAGAGCUACUGUAUCUGAAGAGGCCCUAAUUUUUGAUAAGGCAGACAGAACCACCACCGCAGAUGAAAGCAUAAUGACCACCACAACUACAGCAGGUAAAGACAGCACCACAACAGCCAAACAGACAAUAACAACAGUUAAGCUAGACACAACUGCUACAGACAAAGAGAUUGUAACAGGAACAGAUGAAAAAGACAGAACAACAGCUAAAACAAUUAGGACUCCGGUAACCAAAGAGGCAACAAGUAAAAAGGAAACAACAACAGCUAAGAAAGACAAAGCGACAGACUCUAUGGUGAUGACAGCUAAACCGGAUGAAUCUCCUGAAGGUAAAGUUGAAACUCCAGAUACAACUCCUGCAGCCACAGGAGCGGUAACAGCAGCGGCUAAAAUAGAAGCAACUACGGUGGACAAAAAGAUUGUAACAACAGCUAAGGGAAAAGAAACAGCCCCAGCUAGACAAGAUAAAACCCCCAGGCCAAAAGAGACUUUAACAUCAACAGCUAAAAAAGAAAUACAUCUGGUGGACGCAGUGACUGUAACAACAACAGUGGCUACAAAGCAUACAACUCCCAUGCCUAAACCCAUAGCAUUGACCACAACUGCCCAAACAGGUUCAACUCCCCAAGGCACGCGGAUUGUGACAACAACCAAAAGAGCUGCAGCCAAAGGAACCACAGCCGUCACUCCGCUUGAAGAGACAACCAUUGCCAGUAAAGAAACAACAACUCUUACCAAAGGUACAACCCCAGGCAAGAAGGAAGAAGCUGCUGGUACCAGCAGGGAGACAGCGACAGCUAACAAAAAAGAGCCAACCACCGAAAAAACUACCACCACAACUGAAAAAAACCCAGAAGAUGCAGGAGAUAUGAGGGUCACAGCGAAAGAAACGUUGAUCAUUUCUAAAGGGACAGCCCAGCCAGCUGUAAUUUCCCGGGAGAUUACGGAUGCAAGAGAUGAGCCUCUGACGUCUCGCCCUGAAACUCAGCCAGCCAAAGAAGAGCCUCAAAGAAACAUUAAGCCCUUAAUCCAAACUGGGGACUUCCCAGCUUUGACCGGAGAAACGCAAGCGCAUAUCCAAGAGGAGAAGAACCUGUGCAACGGGAAGCCGGCGGACGGCAUGGUCGCUCUGCAAAACGGCACCUUGGCUGUUUUCCGAGGUAAGCGGCCUCCCGGCCACCUGGGCCCCUUCCCCCCGGCGGUGCCCAGCUCACCCGGCCGAGUCGACGGCUGGGGCAUCCCGUCCCCCAUCGACACCGUCUUCUCCAGGUGCAACUGCGACGGCAAAACCUUCUUCAUCAAGGGUUCCCUCUACUGGCGGUUCACCAACGGCGUCAUGGAUAAAGGCUACCCCAAACCUCUCGCCCGAGGAUUCGCCGGCCUCGGCGGCAAAAUAGUAGCAGCCCUCCCCGUGGCGAGAUACAACAACAGACCGGAGUCGGUGUAUUUUAUCAAAAAAGGUGGCAAAAUACAACAAUACGUGUACAAACAAGAACCAGCCAAGAAGUGCAAAAAUAGAGCCCAAGUUACCAUAAAAUACCCAGCUUUUGUCCCAAGACUUGUAAUAAGGAGACGCUUUCAACGUGCAUUAAGAUUGCAGACUUUUCAGACUGUCAGAAUCAAUCCAUAUCCAUCCGAAGUUUUACGUAAGGAAGUUAAAAUCACUGCCUACUGGAGAGGACUCCCGAAAAUAAUUCAUUCAACCAUAUCAGUACCAAACUACAAUAAACCAGAUGGCUAUGAUUAUUAUGCCUUCUCCAGCAAUCAGUACUACAGUUUGGAUGUGGGCAGCAAAAUAGCAAGGUCUGUUACUUAUCUCACUGGAAAGACGGUAUCCAAGGACUGGUACAACUGUCCGAAGUGAUGCACACCACAGGUUUUUUUUUUUA